AUGUUAGUCACCGUUGUGAUGUCGGAUUAUCCUGUAAAACAGAUAACCAGUCAUUUGUCAAUGCUGGCUGUCGAAACUUUGGCCAACACAUUACAGUACGGUAUAGAUUUUGGCAACGUCGCUGAAAUCGAUAUUGCACUCUCGCCGAAACGUUUUCACCUUCGUGUGCAUACUAUCAGAAGUAACGAGGGAUUGUCAUCGCGAGCAGAUAUCAACGUGACCGAGGUGUUGUACGAAGCAAUGCCGCGUUGCGACGAGUUCAUGUCCGGCUGCUGGUGGCGCAACGGCAAUCGCAACUGUUGCGAAAUCUUUGAGGUGCAGCGCACCGAGUAUGGAUUCUGCUACUCGUUCAAUUCAGAAGUGGCGGAACCAUCGUGGAACACCCACGGCGGACGCCAUCCGGAGUCGCGGCCACGAAGAGCGUCCGGUUACGGCGAAUGGAGCGGUCUCAAGGUUACGAUUCAUCUGGGAAACAUAACGAAGCCACCGGAUUCCGUUGAGAUCGGCGGUAUUGUGGUGCUAAUAAAUGAGCCACACGUCUGGCCCAAUAGUGGCACUAUGAUCCCGUCGGGUUCGUUAGUCAGUCUGUCCGUGGACUGCGUCUCCGGUUUCGCCACCCAGGGCGUGCUUAAACUGGACGAGAGCAGGACGCCGUGCAAGUACGACGCGACCGGCGAAUACAACCAGGAGACCUGUCUGUCGCAAUGCAAACGCACCUACGUCAUCAAGCAUUGCGGUUGUAACCCGUCGUUUUUCUUCCCCUUAACCCCGGAGCGCGACUGCAACGCCGUGGAUCUCGUCUGUCUGGCCAAUUUUAACGUGUCUUUUGGCGGUAUAAUCGGCUUAUUUCUGGGCGGCUCGUUGCUCAGCGUCAUCGAGCUACUCUACUACCUGAUGGUGGCCGCGUUCUCGUCUCUGUACUCGCGACACAGGACCAGGGCAGGAUCGAAAACACUUACGAACGCGCCGAUCGUCCGCACAACGGUACUACCCAUUCUGGAUUACAGCCCGUUAAAGCCGCCAGCGAGGAAAAUACCGAUUUUCGCGAAUUAUGGCACGAAGUCGAAUUUAAACAGAUAUUGA
Dinoponera quadriceps is the source of this 1083-nucleotide messenger RNA. Its product is annotated as pickpocket protein 19-like. Lineage: Eukaryota; Metazoa; Arthropoda; Insecta; Hymenoptera; Formicidae. The record is from RefSeq and is a predicted model, not a curated record. The transcript has 5 exons. The coding region runs from base 1 to 1083 and encodes 360 amino acids. Gene Ontology annotation, molecular function: ligand-gated sodium channel activity. Gene Ontology annotation, cellular component: membrane. Gene Ontology annotation, biological process: sodium ion transmembrane transport.